GGUAAGGUGUUUGCAUGUCUUAAGCUGAGUUACUAAAACAUCUUGUUCAGUUUGGCAUUGGGGAUAGUUGAUUGGUAAGGGUCAUUUGCAUUUUCUUUCAUUGUCAGAUUAUAUAUAGUACACGACUGUAGUUUGCCCGAAAUAUGCAAUCAAGUUGUUGUACAUGUCGAAACUGAGUGUUAUCUAACAUAUAAAGCCUGAGAAAAGUACAGAUGUGUUUACCAUACAACGACUUCCUGCCGUCCAAAGCUAGCUAAUCACACAUCAUGAAAUCUGAUUUACUUAUGACUUACAGAAUUCUAUAGAGAACUCGAAUAGUUACUUGUUACUUUUCAUCCCCAAGCGUUCGCCAUAUUACUCCUAAAUUCUUCUUUCAUUUGUCCACAGUACAAUUGUCCGCUGACUGGAUGCAUGAAUGCAGACUCAUGCGUGUUAAAUGAAGUGUCGAAGGUUUACGAAUGCACUCCUAUGAAAAGCUGUGCUGACCUGUACAAUGCUGGUAAAACAAGCAGUGGUGUUUACACAAUAGACCCUGAUGAUUCAGGAGCCUUUGAUGUUUUCUGCGACCAAACGACAGCUGGCGGGGGGUGGACAGUGUUCCAGAAGAAAAUAGACGGUUCUGUUGAUUUCUACCGCGACUGGGCCGACUAUAAGAAAGGCUUCGGUAACCUGAAUGGCGAGUUUUGGCUGGGACUGGACAAGAUACACCGCCUAACCAACAGUGAUACUUUUAAGCUUCGAGUGGAUCUGGAGGACUGGGAAGGAGAGACCAGAUUUGCCGAAUACGACAUGUUUGCAAUUGGGGAUGAAGCUUCUAAGUACAUUCUCAGUCUUGGAUCAUAUUCAGGAUCAGCUGGUGAUUCUCUUGUUAGGCAUGGUGGUUAUUCUUUUACAACCAAAGAUCAGGAUAACGACUGUUGGGGUAAAAACUGUGCUGUGAUCUUCAAAGGAGCCUGGUGGUACUGGGAAUGUCAUUACUCUAACCUGAAUAGUCUGUAUCAUCAAGGUGGUGAACACUCAUCAUAUGCUGAUGGUAUCAACUGGAUGCACUGGAAAGGAUAUCACUACUCCAUGAAACGAGCUGAGAUGAAAAUCAGACCAGUUAACUUCUAAAACUGGUGUGUUUUUGGUUUGCCUUGCACGUUUGAAUGACUCUUUUGUCACACAGUUUUAUAACAUUUGACUCACUGUACUGCUUUGAAACAUUAUAAGUUGCUUCAAGAGUGUAGAUAACAAACCUGUUAGAACUUUUAGGCACUGACGAUUCCGGUCUUCGUUGUUGCUCCUGGGUGAUACUAUAUAAGAAAGUGUAGUUAGCUGGCACCAAGUUAGUUAUUUUCACCAAAUUAAACCAUCGUGAUAUAUGUGAAAAAAGGUGUGAUCUUUACAACAAGGACUGAAGGAAAAAACGGUUACUGGAACGCAAAAUGUAAUGUCUUCGACCCCAACUGUCGCGACUCUCAUUUCCAAAAGAAGACAGUGGAUGUAUAACUGAUUAAAUAUGCAGUUAAAUUUUUCUGUUCCCCGUUGACAUAUUCUCGAGCCUUUUGUAAAUAGACUUCUUUCGGUUCCCUCCCUUGGUUGAGCUUUACUGAACUAUAUAACUCAGUGUCUAGCCGGAAAAGAGGAAGUCUGCUAUAGGCCCACAGAUUUUCGGUCUAACUUAGACUAGUAUGGAGUCAUCUGGAAUAUGAUCCCGCAUUUCAGAUUUCAAUUCGGUUU
Molecule: messenger RNA, 1722 nt
Organism: Orbicella faveolata
Lineage: Eukaryota; Metazoa; Cnidaria; Anthozoa; Scleractinia; Merulinidae
Product: microfibril-associated glycoprotein 4-like
Source: RefSeq, a predicted model, not a curated record